Messenger RNA from Hyalella azteca, 1716 nucleotides. RefSeq lists its product as uncharacterized. The record is from RefSeq and is a predicted model, not a curated record. Lineage: Eukaryota; Metazoa; Arthropoda; Malacostraca; Amphipoda; Hyalellidae. The transcript is spliced from 13 exons. Bases 12 to 1562 code for a protein of 516 amino acids.
GUUCAGAUCUGAUGCUCGCUGUGCUACAGUCGCAGCAUGUAAACACGCUCACCAACAACUUUAUUUCGCUGGAAAUUCACUGUUCUUCACAGAACCGAGCGGAAUCUCGUCGUACAGUCUCUGCAGAACAGGAAACCGACAACAUGAACGCGCUGGAUGAAGGCGCAGAGACAGAGGCUCUGCCCAGAGAUGUCGCCCCAAAGAACACGUCGAAAAGAAGCACGAAUGAGCCAAACACAUUGCACUUCUCAAUCAACACGACAUGGAACGGAGAACCCAUCGACCACGACCCCAUCACCAUGUCCAUCGAAGGUCACCCGGACCAUGUGACAUGGCGCAUUGACGCUCCCUACAUGGGUGACCCUUCACCCACCGCCAAGCCGGGGGAGCCUUUGUGGCAACUCUGGGAGUACGAAGUCGUGGAGGCAUUCUUCCUCAACGAUGACGACCAGUACCUUGAAGUGGAACUUGGCCCGCAUGGACAGCACAUCGCCCUCCUGCUCCACGGCCCCCGCAACAUCUUGCGACACUCCCUCCCUAUGCAGGUCUCCUCUAGCAUCCAGGGCUCCAGAUGGACGGGCGUUGCCACCAUUCCUAUAGAAUAUUUUCCUCCCCGAGUGAAUAGAUUCAACGCAUACGCAAUGCAUGUUCCUGGAGUACGACGGCAUCAGGAGAGCCUGUACCCAGCUGACCCCAAGAAACUCGCUGAGGCUGAAUUCCACGCUCUGGAGUACUUCCAGCCUCUGGACCUCGAAUCCAUCGUUGACGGCUACUGGCAAAGAUCUCAGUCGCAGCUCUGGAACGACUCCAUGCAAGGCAUCUAUCGCUACACAAUUCGUACAACAUGGAAUGGGGAGCGUGUGCACCACACACCCGUCACCAUCACCCUGCGCGAGCAGAAACAAUCCGGAGUGUUGGUGAACAUCUCAGCGCCUUUCUACAACGACGCACGACCAAUGGAAAAUCCUGAACAUUGCUUGGACGACAUCAGCGACCACGAGGUUGUGGAAAUAAUUUUCGUGAACGACAAAAUGGAGUACCUGCAAGUGGACAUGGGUCCCUGGGGCCACUACCAGGUCUCUCUCUACACCGGAGUGCGCAGGAAGGUCCAGAAAUCCUUGCCAUUAAACUUCACCGUCAUAUCCCGACGAACUGGAGACGACGACGAGACUCCUGGCGAGUGGACGGGGGUGGCUCUCAUCCCUGCCGAGUAUUUCCCGCCAAACGUGACGCGGGUGAACGCGUUCGCCAUGAACGGCGUUGGCGACCACCGCGUUGACGAGGCUCUUUACCCCGCCCCCCACAACGAUCCUCAUUACUCCAGGCCUGACAAUCAUAAGCUGGAGCUGUUUGAGAAGAUAGACAUUGAGAACUUGUUGGAAGUGAACCACCAGCAAACGAGCUACUCAGACACAUGGAAGGCCGUUUUACGGACCAGAGAUCCGAAGUCCGCCGUCACCGCCGGAGCGCGACGCGUUCCUGUCGUGUCGCCGGCAAUGAUCACGCUCGCCGCAGGGGCGCUGGUAGUCGGCGCUCUGCAGUUCUGGAGAGCCGCACGCUAGCGCCACAGGUGCAGAAAUGCUUUGCGACCACUCCAGCUUAAAGGUAUACUAGGAAGCCAUUGGUAGUGUAGACCAUUCCAGAUAUGAAAUCCAUGGUUAAAUUAUAAAGGUUGACCCACGAGGACCUCCGUUUUUCAGUUCAGCUUUCUUGUUA